CGGAGCCAGGUGGGAGGCGCGGGCUGCCGGGUUGGGAUCGCGGCGGCCGGGCACCGAGGGAGGGAGCGGGGAGGCCCGGGCUUGGCCGCGUGCUCGCCCGGGCCUCUGGGGUUCGGAGCGGAAGCCGCGGUGGUGGCAGCCAGGCUUGUGCACAGAUUCACGUGGCUUGGGCCUUUCGUCUGUGCAGGCCUGUGGGGCAAGAAUCACCUUGGGAUACGCGCGGAUAGUCAUCAUCUCACGCGGAAAAAGUUACCGAUGCAGUGGUCUGGAAUAGUCAAAUUGUCUCUUUUUAAAAACGGAUAGUUUUAGCUCUUAAAGAUAUCUUAGAAAUCACUCUUACAAGUCCAGCUUCUUCAUUUUGUGAUAAGGGACACGCUAAGAUUUCGUGCAGAGCUGAUCGUGCAGCCUUGGUCUCCUGUCUCAAGCCCAGGGUUGUCUCUUCAUCCCGGGAGAUACUGCCUUUCUGUGUUUUAGAAUUUUUUCUCCCUUCUUGAAUUUAUAAAAUGUUUUUAAUCCACAUGUGUUUCAUGUUGUAGAAAGAAGAAGCUGUCUAAACGAAUAACAUGAGGCCAAAUAGAAUCUCACUUUUGGUUAUUGCAAGUCAAGGAAAUAGAAGUAAACCAUUGCUAUCUUUGACUUGAGGUAUCCUGUGUUUUAUUAUUUGGAACACCCAGUUUUUCUUAUACUCAUGAUGUCGGAAGGGAAAUCUCCUGACAAAAAAAGGCCUCGUAGAAGCUUAUCCAUCAGCAAGACUAAAAAAAAAUCAUCUAAUUCUAUAAUUUCAUUUUUUAACAAUGCACCACCUGCUAAACUUGCAUGCCCCAUUUGUAGUAAAAUGGUGCCAAGAUAUGAGUUAAACCGACACCUUGAUGAAAUGUGUGCUAACAACGAUGACGUUCAAGUUGAUCCAGUGCAGGUUGGCUUAAAGAAUUCAAAUAUGUCUACAGUAGAUUUAACCAAUAUUGUUUUAGAAGAUGUAACACCAAAGAAGUCAUCACCACGAAAGACAGAUUUAAUCCCUGGCCAAAGGGAUUCAGUAAAAAUGGGCAUAAAACAGCAGACCAGUCCCUACUUUAAAAGUACUUGUGGCCUGGUGUGCAAGAAUCAAGAUGAGCUGAGAAAUCACAGUGUGAAAAUCAUUUCUUUGGGAAGCCUGUCAUCCAAAUUGUCCAGAAAAUACACAAAGGCCAGAAAAUCAAUAGAUAAGAAUGAGGAAUUUGCCAGUCCUAGUCCACAGAGUUAUGACUCCACAGUUGUUAAGAGCCUGGUUGAUAACUGUUCAGAAACUGAGGACAACGAUCAAAUUUUGGAAAACAGUUCUCAGAAGGAAAACAUGUUUACAUGUGAUUCUCCAAAGGAAGAGAGUGUUCCCGAACACAUAGUAAGAGGCAGUAAAAUAAAGGAAGCUGAAAGCCAAAAGGAAUGUGGGAAAUCAGCCCUCACCCCUGGCUUCUCAGAUAAUGCUCCCAUGUUAUUUGCACCAGAUUUAACUCUUGGGAAUAAAUUAAAGUGUACUUCAGAAGACAGUCUUGUAAGGCAAGAGAGUAUCAAAGGUGUGGAUGGUAAAGGUGUUGAAAAACAUGAGGCAUGUAGUUGUGAAGAAGUAAAAAUGACUGUUGCUUCAGAAGCUGAAACACGGUUGCCCCAUUCAGAGGUGAACUCUCAUAGUUCUACAAAUGAUGCUUCUAAAUGGAGUAACAUCCAAGAGCUUCCUCUGAAAGGUGACAGUAAUUUAAAGAAUGAAAUCACUUGCAGUAUUCCUCUGUUGCAAGAGUCAAGCUGUGAUGGUCCUGGUCAAACAACUCAAAUGCCACCGAGUCAUCCCUACUAUCUUCGGAGCUUCCUUGUGGUGCUGAAAGCUGUACUUGAGAAUGAAGAUGAUCUGAUGCUCUUUGAUGAACAGGAGAAGGGAAUUGUAACUAAAUUUUAUCAGUUGUCAGCUAAUGGUCAGAAGUUAUAUGUAAGGCUCUUCCAACGUAAAUUAAGCUGGAUUAAGAUGAAUAAAAUAGAAUAUGAAGAGAUUGCCCCAGACUUAACACCUGUAAUUGAAGAAUUGAAACAUACAGGCUUUCUACAGACAGAAUCUGAGUUGCAAGAACUCUCUGAAGUGCUUGAGCUCCUUUCUGCUCCUGAACUAAAAUCCCUGGCCAAGACCUUCCACCUGGUGAAUCCCACUGGGCAGAAACAGCAGCUGAUGGACGCCUUUCUCAAAUUGGCCAAACAGCGUUCAGUCUUCACGUGGGGCAAGAAUCAGCCUGGAAUUGGUGCAGUGAUUUUAAAAAGAGCUAAAGACAUGGCUGGACAGUCACUAAGACUCUGUAAAGGCCCGAGGGCUGUGUUUUCCCGGAUCUUGCUGCUGUUUUCACUGACUGACUCGACAGAAGAUGAAGACGCUGCCUGUGGGGGUCAGGGACAGCUUUCCACGGUGCUGUUGGUCAACCUCGGCCGAGUGGCAUUUCCUAGUUACACCAUCAGUCGGAAAACCCAGAUCUUCCAAGACAGAGAAGAUCUUAUCAGAUAUGCAGCAGCUGUGCACAUGCUGAAUGACAUUUCUACCGCAAUGGCCAAUGGGAACUGGGAAGAGGCUAAGGAGCUCUCUCAAUGUGCAAAAAAAGAUUGGAACAAACUGAAAAACCACCCUUCUCUGAGAUACCAUGAGGACUUACCACUCUUUCUGCGGUGUUUUACUGUUGGGUGGAUUUACACGAGGAUUUUGUCUCGAACUGUUGAAAUACUGCAGAGAAUUCACAUGUACGAGGAAGCUGUCAAGGAACUUGAAAGCCUUUUGUCUCAGAGAAUUUAUUGUCCUGACAGCAGAGGCCGAUGGUGGGAUCGACUCGCGCUUAACUUACACCAGCACCUGAAGCGCCUGGAGCCGGCUAUCAAGUGCAUCCUAGAAGGGCUGGCAGAUCCGGAAGUCAGAACAGGACACCGUCUUUCACUUUACCAGAGAGCCGUGCGCCUGCGGGAGUCUCCAAGCUGUAAAAAGUACAAGCACCUUUUCCAUCAGCUACCAGAAAUAACUGUGGAAGAUGUUAGGCAUGUGACCAUCACGGGCAGGCUGUGCCCGCAGCGUGGGAUGGGAAAGUCUGUGUUUGUGAUGGAGGCCGGGGCUGCUGCUGCCCCCGCCACAGUCCUGUGCUCCGUGGAGGAGCUGGCGCUGGCCUAUUACAGACGCUGUGGCUUUGACCAGGGGAUUCAUGGGGAAGGGUCCACCUUCUGCACCCUGUAUGGCCUCCUCCUGUGGGACAUAAUCUUCAUGGAUGGGAUACCAGAUGUCUUCAGAAAUGCCUGCCAGGCAUUCCCGCUGGACUUGUGCACAGACAGCUUCUUCACAAGCAGGGGGCCGGCCCUCGAGGCCAGGUUGCAGCUGAUUCAUGAUGCUUCUGCGGAGAGCCUGCGAGCCUGGGUGGCAGCUGCGUGGCAGGCCCAAGAGGGCAGAAUGGCUUCCCUUGUCAGCUGGGAUCGCUUCGCUUCUCUUGAGCAAGCUCAGGAUCUUGUCUCCUGCUUGGGGGGCCCUGUCCUCAGUGGCGUGUGCAGGCGCCUGGCUGCUGACUUUCGACACUGCCGAGGGGGCCUCCCCGACCUGGUGGUGUGGAACUCCCAGAGCCAUCGCUUUAAGCUGGUGGAAGUUAAAGGCCCCAAUGAUCGUCUUUCGCAUAAGCAAAUGAUCUGGUUGGAUGAACUGCAGAAGUUGGGGGCUGAAGUAGAAGUCUGCCAUGUGGUUGCAGUUGGAGCUAAGAGCAAAGGCCUUAGCUAAAUGCUAAGGAAUUGGGGAUAGCUGGUCAUACAAUGACAUUCCCUACAGGAGAAAACGGAAAUGAGGAGGAGAGAAAGUCUGGUGUCCCCGAGGUGUCGUGUGGGCCGCUGGCUCUGAAGUACAUCCUGCUCUGGCCCAGCUCCGCGUAGCAG
Lemur catta (Ring-tailed lemur) is the source of this 3912-nucleotide messenger RNA. RefSeq names its product FANCD2 and FANCI associated nuclease 1 (gene FAN1). Gene Ontology annotation, cellular component: nucleus. The transcript has 14 exons. The record is from RefSeq and is a predicted model, not a curated record. Gene Ontology annotation, biological process: interstrand cross-link repair. The coding region runs from base 689 to 3760 and encodes 1023 amino acids. NCBI's taxonomy places the organism in Eukaryota, Metazoa, Chordata, Mammalia, Primates, Lemuridae. Gene Ontology annotation, molecular function: 5'-3' exonuclease activity; flap-structured DNA binding; 5'-flap endonuclease activity.